This is a messenger RNA of Styela clava, 1587 nucleotides long. Its product is annotated as prostaglandin reductase-3-like. Gene Ontology annotation, cellular component: mitochondrion. The record is from RefSeq and is a predicted model, not a curated record. Gene Ontology annotation, molecular function: zinc ion binding; oxidoreductase activity. Lineage: Eukaryota; Metazoa; Chordata; Ascidiacea; Stolidobranchia; Styelidae.
GCGAAUUCCACUUUUCAGUUCUAUUAUUGAUAAAUUUAGUUUCACUGCUCAAAAAUGGCACUUCCGCAAACAUAUCGUAAAGUAAUGGUGACCACUUUAACAACAAAUUUUCGAAAAGCAAUUGAGUUUCAAACAUGCCAGAUUCCAAAGUUAUCAGCAAAUUCAGUUCUGGUACGAAAUCGAUAUGUUGGUAUUAAUGCAUCUGAUGUGAAUUUCACUGCUGGCAAGUAUACCCCAGGUGCUGCACUGCCUCUUGAAAUAGGAUUUGAGGCAGUAGGGGAAAUUGUGGCUGCCGGGGAUAAGUGCAAGGACCUGAUUGGUACUGCAGUGGCUCACAUGUCUGGUGGGGCAUUUUGUGAAUAUCAGAAGCUUCAAUCAUCAAGAAUUUUUCGGAUUCCAGAACCAAAGCCGGAAUAUCUUCCUUUGUUAGUGAGUGGAAUCACAGCAAAACUAGCUCUGGAGAUGAAAGCACAACUGAAAGAAGGUGAAACCGUUCUUGUGACUGCGGCUGCUGGAGGAACAGGUCAAUUUGCAGUUCAACUUGCCAAACUAGCAGGUUGCCGCGUCAUUGGAACAUGUUCUACUGAUAAAAAAGUGGAAUUUCUUAAAUCUAUUGGAUGUGAUAGAGCUAUCAAUACGUCGAAAGAGGAUCUGAAGCUUGUUUUGAAAGAUGAAUUUUCAAAAGGUGUGGAUGUUAUUUAUGAAUCCAUUGGAGGACAAACAUUUGAUACCUGUGUAAAUGCAAUGAAACUUGGUGGACGACUGAUCGUGAUUGGGUAUAUAUCAGGAUAUCAAGAUGGUACAAUUUCCAGCACAUCUGGAAGAGCUGCUGCUGCAUUACCUAUUAAGCUAUUGAUGAAAAGUGCCAGUGUUAACGGCUUCUUUCUUAUGCACUAUCCACAAAAAUGGAAGAGCACAUUUGAUGAACUUGUAGAAAUUCACUCAAAAGGGGAAGCAAAGAGUUUUGUGGAUAAUGGUAUGAAUAGAACUGAAGGAAAAUUGGAAGGUAUCGAGUCAAUUCCUGAUGCUGUUGAUUAUAUGUAUUCUCGAAAAAGUAUAGGAAAAGUAUUUGUCGAUAUGUUUCCAGACUUAACUGCAAAAUUGUGAAGUUAAUUUAGGCCAUCUGGAGUGUUAAACAUUCGAAUGAGAUUCAUGAUAUAUACUUUAAGUUUGAUCAUCGUAAACCAAGUGUUGUAAACCUUCCAAUGACUGGGUUAAAUAUUUUAUUUUUAAAACCACGGCCUCUCAUCCGGUUAACAGCGCAUGUCGGGUAUGAGAUUAUUUGGUCAGUUAUUUGUUUCAGAUGCAUUGCCAGUUAUUUGCUUAAUUCGUUCACUCAGCUAUAAACGUUACAACUAUUAGCGCUAAUGACUGACAUGGGAUUUUCCUGUGGUUCAAAACAUAAUACACAUACCGGUACUAGUAAUACUGAUAUAUUUCUGGACAUCACAGUGCCAUCUAUUUACAUAAUUAUUGGAACUAAACUUUACAUUUAAAUUGUUGAUUUGUUGAAUUAUUUCUGCAAUCAAGUUAUUAAUUGCUCUCAUAUUUUUUUCCCUAAAUUAAAUAUUCUCAUGCAUUAAUAAG